AAUCAAAGUCAGCAACCACGGUAAUGGACUUCGUUCAAGUUUCGGAGGAGGAAGCUGAUGAGCCCAUCGAGCUCCCGUGCGAGGAAGAUGGCACUCUGCUGCUGUCUACUUUGCAGGCUCAGUUUCCUGGGUCCUGCGGUCUAAAGUAUCGCAACCUGGACACGAAGGCGGUCCGCGGAGUUCGAUCUAACGAGGGCAGACUAUUCCCGCCGAACGUGGGUUCAGGAUGGGGGGAAUACUAUUAUUUCUGCGCGUACCCCAAAGAAAACAAGCGCAAGAGCGAUGAUAGCUUGGAAAACACAACUGCCAAGACCAAACGCAUUGAAACGCGUUUGCGUUGCACUGAUCUUGUAGUUCUCGGUUUGAAUUGGAAGACAACUGAGGAGAGUUUGAGGGAAUACUUUGAGUCCUUUGGGGAGGUGCUUAUGGCCCAGAUAAAAAAGGACCCCAAGUCGGGGCAGUCUAAGGGUUUUGGAUUCGUGCGCUUUGGAUCUUACGAUGCCCAGGGCCGCGUUCUUUCCAAUCGUCACCUCAUCGACGGUCGGUGGUGCGAGGUCAAGGUGCCGAACUCCAAGGGCGGGGACAAUGAGUUGCCCUGUAAGGUAUUUGUAGGACGCUGCACAGAGGAAAUGAACGCAGACGACUUACGCGAGUAUUUCUCGAAGUUCGGCGAGGUCACUGACGUGUUUAUUCCCCGUCCCUUUAGAGCCUUCAGUUUUGUGACUUUUCUCGAUCCUGACGUGGCACAGUCCCUGUGUGGAGAGGACCACAUAAUUAAGGGUGCAUCGGUUCAUGUGUCAAAUGCUGCCCCAAAAGCCGAGCAAAACAAAAACCAGCAUGGCCAGAGCUACAACAAUUCCGGCCGGAAUGGAUACCAAAGAGGUAACAACCAACGCAGUUCUUACGGCGGUGAGAAUUCAAUCAUCGGCAAUGACGGCAACAACGGCACCACCGGUUACGGUAUGGGUGACAAUAAUUAUGGAGGAAAUUCGGGCGGCGGCUACCGUAACAAUGGUUAUAACAAUUACUCAAACAACGGGAAGGGGAAUCGCCAGGACGGGGGGUCCCGGUAUAGCAAUAGGCAGGAAAAUUUAUACGCAAUGAAUCAGUCUCGAAACGGUAACGUGGGAACGAACAACGGCUGGGUGAACCGGGCCAAUCUGGACAUGCCCAACUUACAGGCGCUAGGCCUUAACUCGCAAGGAUCGAACUCUUCCAACCAGGGCCAGAACAUGCUCAAUCUCAACUCAUUUCCGAUCAAUCCCGCUAUGAUCGCUGCAGCUUUGAAUCAGUGGGGCCUGAUCAGCAACCAGCUGAAGAAUCAAAACCAGGACCAGCAGGGUGGAAAUUUUUUAACCUGGAUGGCCCAGAACGGUGGCCACAACAACGCUAAUAACUUUGGUGGACGAAGAGGUUCGAAUAACCCGAACAAUCCGGGUUCCAACGGAAUGAAUCACGGCGAAAACUCUGGCAUUAACGACCAAUAGAAUGGAAACCCCGGUUGGUCAAAAUCGGAGCAGUGGGCCUCAAAACUCCGUGCAUAUUUAAACAUUCUUUAUGGCGGUACCAACUGCAGGACUUGGUAUCUAAUAAUAUAUACAAUUAUACAAUUAUAUGUACCCGUAUGAAUUCUACAUCUAAAGAAAUUAUGAAUGGAUUUUAAUUUGAAGCUGACAUUUUGAUAGUUGUAAGUUGGUGGAUUAUAAUAAAAUUUAUAUAAUUGUGGGCAAAAUAAAUUAUGAACCAUCGCUUA
Messenger RNA from Drosophila eugracilis, 1753 nucleotides. RefSeq names its product TAR DNA-binding protein 43-like. Gene Ontology annotation, cellular component: nucleoplasm. The record is from RefSeq and is a predicted model, not a curated record. Gene Ontology annotation, biological process: regulation of gene expression. NCBI's taxonomy places the organism in Eukaryota, Metazoa, Arthropoda, Insecta, Diptera, Drosophilidae. Gene Ontology annotation, molecular function: RNA binding.